AUGAUUGGAUUGGUCAAACGGAUUUCUGAUUUAUUAUUUGGAAUUCUGCAGCAGAAAUGGAGUAUGAAAGAAAUAUUUAAGGUAUCAUCAAAUUUCCCGGGACAAUUUAUUUUUGACAUGCGACAACUUAAUCAUUUUGUUUUUCCACCAUCGCUGAAAUGUCGCUUAAGUAUCAUAAAACGUGAGGUACGUCAAUCAUUAGCAAAUGAAAGUGAACGAAUUGAUGAUAGCUUAAUUGAUCGAUGCAUUGAAGUUGGUGUUGGCGCAGUUGGAACUUCCAGUCCUAUUCAAUUAAUUGGUGUCGCAUAUAAUCUUUACAAACAACAACUUGAGUCAAGCGAUCUUGAAAAAGAGCGAGCAGGACGUAAACAUUUUGCUUUAAAAUUUCUUGAUGAAACAGUACCUGAAGCUGAUCGAAUUUUCUGUUAUAUUAUGUAUAAACUGCCUGAUGGAACACCAACGCCAACAAAGAAAAUUCGUGAAGUUGUAAAUGAAACAAAAUGCGCCGAUUUGGAAGAGUGGAAGGAAAAAGCAUAUGCUAGUUUUGCUGCAAUACCACCAGUUAAAAUUGAUGUAAAAAUUGUCCUUCAGGAUCUCUAUAUUGCAUCAUUACGAUCGCUUACUCAUAAUGAUUUUCAUAUGUUGAAAGAGAAGGAUAUUGAUUGUUUGGUGGUUUAUUCGGAAUUUUUGGAUUUCGGGUUUGAUUUGAAAGGAUUACUUCCAUUGUUUGAUGAGGAAACAAUGAUUAUUAUUCAGAAUCCUUCAGUUCUCUCAAUUUCAAUGGAUAUUUUUGCUCGAAUACACAAAUGGCGAUGCAAAGAAUCACGUGUUUGCGUUGCGUGUGAUACAGAUGGUUUAACCAUUUCGGGUUUAAUCGUCGCACGUUACUUAUCACUUUCCACUCAAUGCACUCAUGAAGAUGCAAUUAAAGCUGUCAAAAUUUCUCAUGAAUCUUUUUUUCCACUUCCAUAUGCUCAAGGUGAUUUCCUCAAUGCCGAAUUUGAGGAAGAAGAAGCAGAUCAAUUCGAGCUUCAAGCUCCAUCAUCUGAUUCCAAGAAAAAUUUCGAUCGUUGCAUGCUUCAGAAUUGCAUUCGUGUCUAUGGGAACUGA
Messenger RNA from Cercopithifilaria johnstoni, 1110 nucleotides. NCBI's taxonomy places the organism in Eukaryota, Metazoa, Nematoda, Chromadorea, Rhabditida, Onchocercidae. The record is from the annotation of a GenBank genome assembly.